AUGAUAAACUUCACUGUAAUAUUUUUAUGCAUUUAUCAUUUAAUUUUAUCAUUAUUAGGAUCUUUAUUUUUUGAAAAUUACUUAUUUAAGGAUUUUGAAAAUAGCUUUAGCUUAGUAAAAAUAAUUUUUUGCUUUUCAUUUGUUCUAUGUCUAUCAUUACUUUCUAUGAUUUUAUUUGAGAUAUUAGGGUUCAUAACUACUACAAUAAAGCUUUUUAUAUGGUAUAUUGAUAUAACUCUUUUAAUUUUAUUUAUUUACCUAAUUAUUCCUGUUAGCCUAAUAUAUACAUAUGUUACGUAUGAAGAUGAAAAGAUUUCAAAGAGCUUAUUUAAAUUUAAAUAUUUUUAUACUACUUUAACCAAAAUGAAGCAUAAAAAAAUAAAUGAACUUGAAGAAGAUAAAACAAAUUUUAUGAAAAGGUUAGUUUAUAUUAGUGAAGACUUGAUUUCAAAAAUGAAAAAUUAUAAUAAGAAAAUAAAAAAAAGAAAUAAGCAAAAAAUUCUUAAAUUUUUUAUUGGGUGCCUUUUUUUUUUACCUAUAAUAUGGUUUACCUUUUAUAAAAUAUCAAUGAUUACAUUAAAAAACAACAGUGAUGUUUAUGAUAAAGCAGAUAUGUAUAAUAUAGGUACUAUUUUACAAGACAAAUUUAAUAAAAUAAAUAAAGAGUUUAACGAAGAAUAUGAUAUAAAUAAUGACAAAACAAAUAAUUCGCCAUUUAUUAAAAUAAUGAAAAAUUUACUUAUAUAUAUAUCUGUUACAGGUAUGACUAUAGUUAGUGCACUUUCAGCUUUUACUAGUCUAUAUUCUCCAUACACUAACAUAAGUAAUUUUUUUUUUUUUGUUACAAUUAAAAAAGUUAAAAUAAUCGAAAAAAAAAUUAAAUUUAUAACAGAUGAAUUAUCAUCAAAGAAAAAAAUGUUAUUAUUAUACGAAAAUUCUCAUUUAAUUAAUAACUACUUUAAAAAUAUGAAUGAAGCUACUUUUAAUAAUAAAGGAUCUUAUAGGGAUAGAAAUAAUAAUUACAAAAGAGAUAUAGAACUUGAAGAUCUAAUUACAUGUGAAUAUAGCAUUACACAUAAAGAUAAAUAUAAAAUGGAUGUACAAAAUAAUUUAAAUUUUAAUAAAAAUAUUAAUAUGUAUAAUACUCAUAAUACUAAUACUAUGAAUAAUAAUACUAUACACUACUGUUUAGACAAUAUCUCAUAUAAUAUUAAUCAUUUUAAUAGUUUAGAAAAUAAUUUAAAGUGUAAUAAAUAUGAAUGUGAAUCAUUAAAUAGUAAUAAUAAUAAUUUAAAUAAUCAAUUUAUUCAAAGUAAAAAUAAUUUUGAAUAUGAUGAAGAAAAAAAUAGAAAAGAAUCUGAAUAUGCAUGUUUUAAAAAAUUUAAAAAAUGCAAUUUAUAUCUAGAUAGUCACAAAUCUAUUUAUAAAGAUAUAUUUGAAACAUUUAUGAAGAAAGGAAAGAAUUUUGAUAGUAUAUUUAAUAUAAAUGAAGAAAUGUAUAAUAUCAAAGAAAUUGAAAUGAUGGAAAAAAAGGAAUCAAUAGUAGUAGAAGACAGUGGAUUUAAAGGAACAUAUAUUGAUAAAUCAAUAAUAAACACAAAAGAAAAUAUUAAAAAUAAAAUAAUAACUCCAUUUGAAAAAAGUAUUAGUAGUAACUCCCUAUAUAAAAGAAAUGUUAAGUCAGAUAAUUUUUGUGAAGAUAAACAUGUAAAUUACAAAAGAAAAUUUAUUUUUUUUAAAACUAGAGAAGAUAAUUUUAACAGAAAAAGUGAUACAGAAAAGGAAUAUGAUUAUUCAGAAGAAGGGAAAAAUAAAUCCUUCUUUUAUAGAUAUGCUGUUUAUUCUUUUAAAAAGAUAUUUCAAAAUUAUGAUACUUUACCUCCAAAUAUUACAAAUAAAGAUAAUAUGAACAUUAAUAAAAAGUAUAUUUCUGCAUUUCUUGUUAAUAGCUUUCAAAAACCUUAUAAAACUUUUCAUAGUGUGAAAGAAUUUUUCAUAGGAAAAAAAAGAAAUAUUAACAAAAAGAAGAAGGAAAUAUUAAUUCAAGAUAUAAAAGCUUUAGAAUAUAUGGUAAAAAAAUUAUAUUUUUUAUUAGAUGAAGUUAUAAAAGAACAAAUACGUAUAAAUCAGAGUACCACCUUUUUUGGUAUACUUUUGUAUUUAUUAGGAAUAGUUAUGUCUAUAUUAUGUGUAUAUAAAAUUAUAAAAACAUGUUAUAUUAUAUAUAUGAUAGAAAUUCAUUAUAGAUUUAUUUCCACUUAUAGUAAUGGUCACGUGUUAAUGCUAUUUUACGCAAAAAAUAUGAAUAUUUCAAUUAUAAAUGAAUUGAAAAAUGUGCUUCACAUAGUUCACAUAAACAUUAACUUAGAUAAUUAUGUUAUUUCAAUAACAUCUAUAUUAUUAUUAUGUUUUAUUUUUACUAAUUUAAAAACAUUUAUGGAAAAGAUAAUAAAGCUAAGAUAUUCUACUAAGUCAUCUUUAUAUUCUAAUUUAGCUAUCUUGUUAAUGUGCGAAAUAAUGGAUUUAUAUUUUUCUGCUUAUUGUAUACAAUUAUUUGACUAUUUACCUAUUAAAGAGAAGAUUAAAAUGCUUUACAUUUUUUUUAAUAAUAAUUUAUUAAAUUUAUUUAAACUAAAAUAUCAUUUUGAUUUUGUUUACGUUAUAUCUUUGUUUAUUUCCCUUAUUUUAAUUAAAUUUCAUCAUAAGCACAGAAUAGAACAAUUUAAAGAAAUAUAA
This is a messenger RNA of Plasmodium gallinaceum, 2736 nucleotides long. RefSeq names its product conserved Plasmodium protein, unknown function. The record is from RefSeq and is a predicted model, not a curated record. The transcript has a single exon. Lineage: Eukaryota; Apicomplexa; Aconoidasida; Haemosporida; Plasmodiidae. Gene Ontology annotation, cellular component: membrane. Bases 1 to 2736 code for a protein of 911 amino acids.